Molecule: messenger RNA, 1138 nt
Organism: Acanthaster planci (crown-of-thorns starfish)
Lineage: Eukaryota; Metazoa; Echinodermata; Asteroidea; Valvatida; Acanthasteridae
Product: ras-related protein Rab-24-like
Molecular function (GO): GTP binding; GTPase activity
Source: RefSeq, a predicted model, not a curated record
AAUUGCUACAUUGACCUUUGACACAAGAGAGGGCGAGUCAUCGUUUUGCUAAAUUGCGAGAUAUGUUCCUUGAAAUAUGGUACGUUUUUAGCGCAGAUUGCUACUCUUUAUAGAUUAUAAAAUGGCCAACGGAAAGCGCAGGGAUCGUAAAGCAUCGUGAGAAUCGCUUGGAAUGGACAACUGAACCAGAAAAGGCAAGAUUUGACACUGUUUGAUGUCACAUUUCUGCUCGUCAGUAUCUACGUCUACAGUCACCUGACGGUGUGGCUGGCUGUGCAUGUUGUGUCGAAUCCAGAACUCCCGAAUCCGUACUUCGAACAUUUUCGAAUCUCGACACCGAAAAAGGGAAAUUCAGUCACCAGGAGGCACCACACCAACGAAUGAACCAAGUUGAACUUCAGAAAGUAUUUUAACAAGUGUCUGUAAAAGAACGAUGAGCAGAGCAGCAUAGUGGGUUUUUUUUGCUCGGAUUCAAGCCAGUGAUACAGCAAGAAUGAGUGGCAGUCGGGUGGAUUUGAAGGUUGUGCUACUGGGCAAGGAGUACGGAGGAAAGACAAGCCUGGUGGAGAGGUACCUCCAUGACAGAUUCCACGGGGAUGUUCCUUAUCAAAACAGAGCUUCCAAGAAAAGCCCCUUUUACUCACCAACCAUCGGGGCAGCAUUUGGUGCCAAGAAAGUUGAAGUGGAAGGCAGAACAGUCACCAUGGGAGUGUGGGACACAGCCGGAUCGGAGCGGUACGAAGCCAUGAGCCGGAUCUACUACCGAGGGGCUAAGGCUGCCAUAGUGUGUUACGAUCUUACAGACACAACCAGCUUCGACAGGGCCAAGUUCUGGGUGGAAGAACUCAAGAAGAAUGAAGAGUUUUGCAAGAUUUAUUUAUGCGGUACUAAGUUUGACCUUGUGGAUGACGACAGGAAGAGAAGACAGGUGGACUACCACAGUGUGACAGAUUACGCGGAAGAACUCCAUGCAGAGGUGUUUGAAACUUCAAGUAAAACUGGCUACAACAUCAAAGAGCUAUUCUUUAAAAUUGCUAAAGAUUACGUUCGAGAGCCCAGGAAUAACGACACAGCCCAAGUUGGGCACCAGCCUUCAUUGGACAUUACAACUGACAUCUUCCUGUCCUUCCUGGGCUAG